Molecule: messenger RNA, 956 nt
Organism: Bufo gargarizans (Asiatic toad)
Lineage: Eukaryota; Metazoa; Chordata; Amphibia; Anura; Bufonidae
Gene: CRB3
Product: crumbs cell polarity complex component 3
Exons: 4
Coding region: 78-395 (105 amino acids)
Source: RefSeq, a predicted model, not a curated record
GUGAGGGCGUGGUCACGUGGGGAGUCUUGUGGGCGGAGCCGGCGAGUUUCGGGCAGGAUCUGCACCCCUGGGAGCUCAUGGACGGAGUGAUGGAUGUGUCCCCGCUGCUGCUUCUCGCCGCGCUCUCCUGCCUGUGCCUGGCGCUGGGCGCCAAUGACACAACCACCACACCGUCCCCGGGCACACUUACGGAAUCUGAGCGUCUGGCUGCAAUAAUUGUCCCGUCUGUCGUUGGCGGGAUCAUUUUAAUCGGCAUCAUUGCGUUCUUCGUAGUCAAGGUGAAAGAGAAACGUCAGACGGAGGGAACGUAUCGGCCCAGCAGCGAGGAGCAGGCCGGAUCUCGAGUGGAAACCAAUGCUGCCUUAAAACUUCCUCCGGAAGAGCGGCUGAUAUAAGAAGAGACUCAUUACGUGGAGUAGGAUCUUGGAGACUCCCCCCGUAGACGCUGAGGCUAGUCUGAACUCUAGAGAAGGGGAGAAAGUGCCGCAGGUGGAGCAGACUGUUGUCACACCUGUUCACCAUGGAUAGCUGUGCUCCUCCAGUGACCAUGUGGUGGCUUGGCCCACCAUACCUCGUCCUAGUUCCUCCUUGCCCCUUGAGCCAUGACAAUAGGUCACAUCCACCACGCUCAUCCUCCAUCCUAACUUGUUCAGUUUUAAUGAGCAUCUUCUUCCCGGAGCGCCAAAUGGGAAGACAUUGGCUGUAGUGCUGUCAGCCCCCAAUUGAUCCUCGUAAAGCAGUAUUAGAUAAUUAAAAGAAAAUGGCUGCAGGGGUAGAACAUCACGUAGGGCCUGAAAAUGUGUUUUUUUAAAAAUCCACGUGAGGGUUCACGUCUUUUAAUGCUUUUGUAGAUAGCUUAAUUAUUUUUGUAUUUAUGCACCCCCGGAAAUCAAGCUGGUGAUAACGUAUACCGUCUAUUUAAUUAAUCGAUGAAUAAAUAUAUUUUCUUGAUUAUA